Molecule: messenger RNA, 1020 nt
Organism: Helianthus annuus (common sunflower)
Lineage: Eukaryota; Viridiplantae; Streptophyta; Magnoliopsida; Asterales; Asteraceae
Product: probable transmembrane ascorbate ferrireductase 2
Exons: 4
Coding region: 184-882 (232 amino acids)
Molecular function (GO): oxidoreductase activity
Source: RefSeq, a predicted model, not a curated record
AUCUCUCUACGAAAGUCAAUAUCUUUCCUCCCCAAUCCAAUCUGACACAACUCAGCUUCAUCUAGUCGGUACGACGUGAUCACAACUUGUACUAUUUAUUUCAACUACGAUCGAUCACCUUUUGUAACCCUAAUUGUCAAACCCCUCACCCCUCCUGUCUUCGUGUGUUUUUGCAACCGAAAAAUGACGGUCCCAGUGGUGAAAUUCCCACUGUUGUUAUGCGUGCGGGUUCUAGGUUUAUCUGUUGCUACCUUGGUUCUCAUUUGGAAUUUUCGCUACCGAGGAGGAUUGGCUCUUAUUUCAGAAGAUAAAAAUCUCAUCUUCAAUGUUCAUCCUGUUUUGAUGGUGCUUGGUCUUGUUCUGCUGAACGGCGAAGCCAUGCUGGCGUACAAAACAGUAUCAGGAACAAAAAGUUACAAAAAGCUAGUCCAUCUUUCGAUCCAGUUCCUUGCGUUUUGCUUUGGAACAAUCGGUUUAUGGGCUGCUUGGAAGUUUCACAACGAUAAAGGCAUUGACAAUUUCUACAGCCUGCACUCAUGGUUGGGCUUGGCUUGUUUAUGCUUAUUCACCAUUCAGUGGGGAGCUGGAUUUGCAACGUUCUGGUAUCCCGGUGGUUCAAGGACCAGCAGGGCUUCACUGCUGCCAUGGCAUGUCUUCUUCGGAGUCUACAUUUACGUGCUUGCAGUUGCCGCUUGUGCUACUGGCCUUUUAGAAAAAGCUACGUUUCUUCAAACCAACAACAUAAUAUCGCGUUAUUCUGCAGAAGCAAUGUUAGUGAAUAUAUUGGGUGUCUUGAUCAUUAUCUUGGGCGGGUUUGUUAUUCUUGGUGUCAUAUCACCGCCAAGUGGCAAAGGCGAUGUUCUCAGAGGAUCAAUAGAGUAAACACAAGUCGUAUUUAUCCAAUUUUCAGAGUUGUGACUGAGAGGCAAAGCUAGUGAUGUAAAAGUAUUGAUCCGUUAAUAAUUAUUACAAAAUACCAAGUGUUGUUUUGAGUGUGAAAGGAAAUCAUGUUGUCAAUCA